UCUUGUUUUGCAUGCUUCUCUCUCUCUCUCUCUCUCUCUCUCUCUCUCUCUCUCUCUCUCUCUCUCUCGUGGGUGGAUUGCUAUUAGUGAUGCAGAAGGUAGAAGCGAAGCGAUGGCUAUGCAGGCGGAAGGACCAUCAUAUAUAGAGGGGAGAAGGAAUGGACGAGCUGCCCUGCAACAAGCAAGCCCACAAACACUGAUUACACCUGACUGACAGCCUCUAAUGCUUUUGGUUUCCAAAUCAUGAGGAAACAGUCGAGCACUGCCUUCUCUACUGACCUCGUUUAAACAGCCUGAGCAUGUCACCUUUAUGCCAGCCUCUCUGCCCUAGGUGUUCACCACCUGACUCAUGCCAUGUUGCUGGAUGGGGCAGGUUUUGACCCUUCCCUCCACUAUGAAAUCCUCCAAAGGACAGCAAUCCUUAUAAGUACUAGUGGCUAACUUUCUUGCUUAUAGGUGCAUGUUAUGAUUUAUAUAAAUUUUCUUGCCUAUGAAACAGCAACAUUUCUUACCUGUCUCACUGAACAGAUCCUUUCAUUAUGAGUAUUUUCAACUCAUAUAUAUGCAUUGGAAAUUUAUUAUAAUGCCUCUAGCAAUUUUCAAAAUCUUAUCUGAACUGCACCCAGACUACUGCCUGGAGUGCUGCAUUACCCUGCUUGACAUUAAAUUGUCAACUGUCCACUGAGUGAUAUAUGUUCAUAUGUGUGUGUCACACUGUGGUGAGUGAUCUCAGUGUGCUGUUGUGAAAUACAUCACGCUAGUUGGUUUCUUUGAAUAAAGAUAAUGCCACGGGCCAAUAAAAAAAUUAUUGAUUCAUUCAGCUAAUCAUAGCACUAUAUUUUAUAAGAGGAGCAAGACAUGGCCUAAAUUUGAAUCAGUCUGAGGAAGAUGUCUGUGUGCAAUGGAUGUUCUACUCAUUAUAUUGCCCAAUUUCAUGAAAAUACUCAAGAUUUCCUGGCUUUUUUUUAGGUGAACAGAGUUCUGCUGUGAGUGUGAGGUGCUAUGGCAACUAUAGCUUGUGAGAAGAAGGCCAGAAAGAGAAGGUGUGGAUGAAUGAAAUGCUGCUCCAUCAGGACAGUAGCCCAAACAACACCUGCUGAACUUCCUGCCAGACAUACUUGGGAGAGUGAAUUGGACAACCAUCUAGAACAUCCUUCAACUGGAGAAGAAGAAGGCUUUCUACCAGAUGACUGGUCAACUUAAGAGAAUCUGUUGGUUGACAACUUGCUACUAGCACCUUGGAGGUGCUGAGGUCCUAUUGAAACCUCAACAAGUCUCCCUGAUCACUGACCAGCCAGACUCCAGUCCAAACAUCACAUCAACUAUCCUCAAAUUUGAUGAACAGUUGCAUGACAUCUGGAGUAAUCUUCAGCCCUUCCUCCUUAACUACCUGACAGAAUCAGUCCCCAGAUCCACAAAAGACUUUGCAGAGUUUACCACAAAUCAACAAGAUCACCAACAUGAGAAAGAGUGCAUCACCUGAGAAAUUCAAAUAUGAAGCUGCAGCAUUCCUAACUGGCAUUGCUGGAGUCUCAGUGUUGGGAGGAUUUGGCAUGACUCUUGGCAUGGCCAAAAAGAAGGAUCCUAACAUGUUCAACAAAGGCAUGAUGGGAACCCGGGAGUUACGUGAGGCAGGAGGGGCCUUGGCUCUCAGGGCUCUUGGCUGGGGCUCCCUCUAUGCUGUUGCUGGUUUUUCAGUUUUUUGCUUCUCAGUCUGGAAACUCUCAGGUGCUAAAGAUUUAAAUGACUUCAGAAUGAAGGCAGGAAGUGUUUUGCCCAAGAUACCAAAGAAUGAUCCUCCUCAGUCCAGGACAGAGUUUGAGGGAUUGACGGACUUUCUUCAGUAUAUCAUUUCAGAGGAUGAGAGGAAGAAGGAAGCAAGAAAAGCAUCUCAUGAUUCUACUAGGGGACAAUAGCCAUACUAUAUGAAGAACUGCAAAGAUGUGUCUUUUAUGGGAGGUGAAAGGCAGUAUAGUAUUUAUUCAGUUACUGGUUUAAUUUUUCAGAGGAGAAAUUCCAUGGAGGGAAUGCAGUGUCAGUGAGAAGUAAAGUGUGUGUGUGUGUGUGUGUGUGUGUGUGUGUGUGUGUGUGUGUGUGUGUGUGUGUGUGUGUGUGUGUGUGUGUGUGUAAAUAAGGAAAUAAAUAAUUUAAUG
Scylla paramamosain (green mud crab) is the source of this 2153-nucleotide messenger RNA. Its product is annotated as transmembrane protein 242-like. NCBI's taxonomy places the organism in Eukaryota, Metazoa, Arthropoda, Malacostraca, Decapoda, Portunidae. The record is from RefSeq and is a predicted model, not a curated record. Bases 1461 to 1916 code for a protein of 151 amino acids. The transcript is spliced from 6 exons.